This is a messenger RNA of Anopheles gambiae (African malaria mosquito), 963 nucleotides long. Its product is annotated as palmitoyltransferase ZDHHC3. Gene Ontology annotation, molecular function: protein-cysteine S-palmitoyltransferase activity. Gene Ontology annotation, biological process: peptidyl-L-cysteine S-palmitoylation; protein targeting to membrane. The coding region runs from base 55 to 933 and encodes 292 amino acids. The record is from RefSeq and is a predicted model, not a curated record. Lineage: Eukaryota; Metazoa; Arthropoda; Insecta; Diptera; Culicidae. The transcript has 6 exons. Gene Ontology annotation, cellular component: Golgi apparatus; endoplasmic reticulum.
GUGGCCGGAUCUUGGUGCUGCUACCGUCUCCCGCCUCUCCCGUCUCUGCGAACGAUGGAGUACGAGUACAUGCUGAUGAGGAACGAGAAGGAAACGCAAAACCGCUGCUGCGGCGGACGCGUUUGGUGUGUACAGGACAUUUGCGGCAUCAUCUGUGCCGUUUUAACGUGGGGUUUAAUAUUGUAUGCGGAAUUCGUCGUCACAAUGGUGAUCCUGCUGCCCCAUCCUUACAAGGCCUAUCGGUACAUUAACUUUAUUAUCUUUAACACGGGCUCGUUCCUGGCGUUUGCAUCACACCUGCGUACCAUGCUGUCCGAUCCGGGUGCCGUACCGAAAGGAAACGCCACGAAGGAAAUGAUCCAGCAGCUCGGCUACCAGGAGGGGCAGGUGUUUUUCAAAUGUCCCAAAUGCUGCAGUAUUAAGCCGGAGCGUGCCCACCACUGUUCCGUCUGCCAGCGGUGCAUACGCAAGAUGGACCACCACUGUCCGUGGAUAAACAACUGCGUCGGGGAGAACAAUCAGAAGUUUUUCGUACUUUUUACGGUAAGAGGGGGCACACCGGCUUUUUACAUCGCAUUCAUUUCCAUCCAUUCGAUAUUUCUGGCUGUAAAUCAGUUCUGCCUGUGCAUCAAAAACGAGUGGAGAGAGUGUUCCAACUAUUCGCCACCGGCCACCGUGAUACUGUUGCUCUUCCUCAUACUGGAAGCGCUACUGUUUGCCGUCUUCACGAUGAUCAUGCUCGGCACCCAGCUGAACGCAAUAUGGACGGAUGAAACGGGCAUAGAACAGCUGAAAAAGGAGGAAGCCCGCUGGGUGAAGAAAUCGCGCUGGAAAAGCUUCCAGGCCGUGUUUGGUCACUUUUCGCUAGCAUGGUUUUCACCGUUUACGCAGCCGCUCAGAGCAAAGCAUGAAAAUUAUUUAUAUUCAGUCUAAAUAAAACAAAAAACCACACUCAACAUAAAA